CGCCAUUUAGACUCUACGCACUCAAGCUAUGCAAACAAGAUGAGUGUCCCACGAGCGCGGUUACUGCAGCUGAUGAAGGCGCAAUGCGAAGUCUUCUCAACGGCGUAUAACCCCGAAGGUGUUCGGACGGGCAACAAGAUUUUGCGACAGAGGUUACGAGGCCCUGCCCUGGCGGCGUAUUACCCACGACGUGUUGUCACGCUCCGAGACUUGAGGAAAGAGCUGGGUCCGGAGUUCAUGAUAGAGGAUGAGGCUGAGGAGGAUCGACUGUUGAAGAUUGAGGAGCUCAAGGCUCGUGGCAAGGGUGCCCCGAAGAAGAAGAAGGGACCAGCGUCGGCAUCAGAUGCCCCCAAGAAGAAGAAAUAGAUCAGGACGCAACGUGUACGAUGAACCGACUGUAUAAAAUAAGUUUACAGACAACUUUAGAAUUCCACAAGGCUAAGAAUAACUACUUGCCUAUUUUUGAUUUCCUGGGACUUUGUAAAAGCCAGCGACCGCCUGUUGGCUGUAUUUCUUAACACAUACUGGGCGUGCUUCUAGCUGAGUUGACCGCAAUAUUGUUUGAGUGAGUCCAGUCGCGGCCAUGCAGUUCCAUGUUUCGAAAUAUGAACCCGUUGUCAAGUCAGGGUGGUCGGUGCUUCAGAGACGUGGGCUGUUAGACUACCGGUACAACCUAGGAGUCCACUAGAAAGAAGUCC
This is a messenger RNA of Pyricularia grisea, 698 nucleotides long. RefSeq lists its product as uncharacterized. Lineage: Eukaryota; Fungi; Ascomycota; Sordariomycetes; Magnaporthales; Pyriculariaceae. The transcript has 4 exons. Bases 40 to 366 code for a protein of 108 amino acids. The record is from RefSeq and is a predicted model, not a curated record. Gene Ontology annotation, cellular component: mitochondrion.